UCGUCUCACAUGGUUGUCCUACGUGCUCCUCUAACCCCUGUGCGCUGUUUUGUCAGAGAGGCCCCCCGGGCGAGCAGGGUCCUCCCGGGCCGCCGGGCCCCCCCUGGAGUCCCCGGCAUCGAUGGCAUCGACGGUGACCGAGGUCCGAAGGGUCCCCCAGGUCCCCCGGGUCCCCCUGGAGAACCGGGAAAGCCGGGAGCGCCGGGCAAGCCUGGCACGCCGGGCGCCGACGGGUUAACAGGACCUGAUGGAUCUCCUGGCUCUGUUGGACCAAGAGGACAAAAAGGAGAACCUGGAGUGCCGGGACCGCGUGGCUUUCCAGGCCGUGGUAUUCCUGGACUUCAGGGUCCUCCUGGGGGAGUGGGGCUCCCUGGAGAGCUUGGCCGUGUUGGACCAAUUGGUGACCCUGGGAAGAGAGGACCACCUGGCCCCCCUGGCCCCCCGGGACCCAGCGGAGCAAUUGGCUUUCACGAUGGAGAUCCACUGUGUCCCAACUCCUGUCCACCAGGUCGCUCAGGAUACCCAGGCCUGCCAGGCAUGAGGGGUCAUAAAGGGGCUAAAGGAGAAAUUGGUGAGCCUGGAAGACAAGGUCACAAGGGUGAAGAAGGGGACCAGGGAGAACCAGGAGAGGCUGGAGCUCAAGGACCUCCGGGAGCUCAAGGCCUGAGAGGCAUCACUGGGACAGCUGGGGCCAAAGGGGAAAAGGGUGCUCGGGGCUUAGAUGGAGACCCGGGACCUCAAGGUCUUCCUGGUGCACCUGGUGACCAAGGACAGCGAGGACCUCCAGGAGAAGCAGGUCCCAAGGGAGAGAGAGGAGCUCAAGGUUCUCGAGGAAUUCCUGGUCCCCCUGGGCCCAAAGGAGAUACGGGCUUGCCAGGUGUGGAUGGCCGUGAGGGGAUACCUGGAAUGCCUGGAACAAAGGGUGAACCAGGGAAACCUGGACCUCCUGGUGAUGCAGGACUGCAGGGGUUACCUGGGAUACCCGGAAUUCCUGGUGCCAAGGGUAUUGCUGGUGAAAAGGGUAACACAGGUGCUCCAGGGAAGCCUGGUCAGUUGGGGAAUUCAGGCAAACCGGGCCAACAGGGGCCGCCAGGAGAGAUGGGACCCCGAGGACCCCGGGGGCUUCCUGGCAGUCGAGGUGAAGUCGGGCCAGUCGGACCCCCAGGACCACCAGGUAAACUGGGUUCUUUCGGUAGCCCUGGCCUCCCCGGCAUGCCCGGCCCCCCUGGACUUCCAGGAAUGAAAGGUGACAGGGGUGUUGUUGGUGAACCUGGUCCAAAGGGUGAACAGGGUCCCUCUGGGGAAGAAGGUGAAGCAGGAGAAAGGGGUGAACUCGGAGAUAUAGGAUUACCUGGCCCAAAGGGAUCUGCAGGUAACCCUGGGGAGCCUGGCUUGAGGGGGCCUGAAGGAAGCCGGGGGCUUCCUGGAGAGGAAGGACCUCGAGGACCGCCUGGACCACGAGGCAUGCAGGGAGAACAGGGUGCCACCGGCCUGCCUGGUAUCCAGGGCCCUCCAGGUAGAGCACCCACAGAUCAGCACAUUAAGCAGGUUUGCGUAAGAGUCAUUCAAGAGCAUUUUGCUGAGAUGGCUGCUAGCCUCAAGCGUCCCGACUCGGGAGCCUCUGGGCUCCCAGGGCCACCUGGACCCCCCGGUCCCCCAGGACCCCCUGGAGAGAAUGGUUUUCCUGGCCAGAUGGGACAUCGUGGCCUCCCAGGCAUGAAGGGUCCCCCUGGGGCUCUCGGUUUGAGGGGACCUAAAGGUGACAUGGGAGAAAGGGGUGAUCGUGGCCCUCCAGGAAGAGGUCCCAAAGGUUUGCCCGGAGCGACAGGUCUCCCAGGUGACCCGGGUCCUGCCAGCUACGGGAGGAAUGGCCGGGAUGGUGAGCAAGGCCCCCCAGGAGUGGCAGGCAUCCCUGGUGUGCCUGGCCCCCCAGGACCUCCUGGCCCUCCUGGUUUCUGUGAGCCAGCCUCCUGCACCAUGCAGCUGGCCAGCGGGCAUUUAGCAAAGGUCCUGAUCAGCGAAAGGCUUAGCGCUGCACCGCUGUCGGCAUAAACCAUGCCUGGAGAAGAAGCUUGGGAGAGAAACACUACCUGAAGCCAAGGCAAAGGGACAGUGCAUCACCUUCAAGGUUAUUCCAGAAGACCUACCUGACAAUCAGAUUUAGAACAAUGGUGCUAUUCAAUAAAUCCUCUUUACUUUCCCAUGGAUGGGAGCCAGCAGAGCCGUCAGUGAUACAAACAAAACCCCUCCCUUGAAGUAAAUUACAAUCCUGUCCCCAGGAUCUUAAACCUUAGUGUGCUAUACACAUUGUGGGCCUCUGCGCCAAUAAACAAAAACAACGGUUUGGUUACCUCAACUGCGGUAGUUACUUUCAUUUUUAAAUUUAGAUCUUGUUCUCAUAUGUUGUUUCAGCUCUUCAGAGGAUUACCAGAGUAGGUACCAAGAAACCCCACUAUAGAUGACAGAAUUGGUGCUUAAACUCCCCAUCAGUGUGCUCUCUCGGGAGUUGCAGGGAAGGCUGGACCACGUGGAGUGACUUCCUUUCAGCCUUGGUGGUUUUCACAGUUGGCUUGGAUUUUUUCGGACUGUAUUGCAUCUCCAACCUGUUAAUAUUUUGGGCUCUUCUGUGUGAAAGCAAAGACGGAAUUUUACUGUCCUGCCAUUCAUAAGUUUUAUUGAUGAGGUUAUUUAUUUCUUUUAAGGUUUGAGGUAACAUCUCUGGUUGUACCAAAGAAGCAAUAAAUACGACUUCUUAA
Vicugna pacos (alpaca) is the source of this 2756-nucleotide messenger RNA. The record is from RefSeq and is a predicted model, not a curated record. NCBI's taxonomy places the organism in Eukaryota, Metazoa, Chordata, Mammalia, Artiodactyla, Camelidae.